ACGGCUCCGAGGUGGCACAGCAGUUUGACAGCUUGCUGCUUCUUUUCUUCUUCGUCCUGGUGGUUGACAGGGCGGUUCAGGGGUUCGCGGCGAUACGAGUCAAGCGCUGCAGUGAUGCCUGAAGCCUGACGCCUGAAGCCUGGAGAGCAGGCGAGAUUGGCACCUGGGAUACAUGUCUUCAAAGCAGUUGAUUGUAGCUGCUGCUGUGUAGCCUGUAUGUCAAGCUGGCGUCUAUCAAUUGUCAACCCCUGACUCGACAGCACACGAUCACUUCAACAUCUAGAUAUCCGGGCGACCCCUCGAAAUAACGAAUAUAACGUCGAGAUGACAUCAGCCGAGGUCCCGCGGCUACCAUGGCAAGGAGACGAAGGGGACCGUCUAAAUAUAUAAAAGCUUCAUCCUAGCAAAUAGCUGGAGCAAGUCAUAUAAGUAGCCACCGCAGCCACCAAUUCUCGACUCAAUUGACGAAGACACAGACACAGCAGCCAUGGCGUCAACGGCAGUGCACAUCGUGGCCAUCAUCACGCCCAAGCCAGGCAAACAUGACGAAGUCGCCAGGAUCCUCGCCGAGACAGCUGAGAAGGUCAAGGCUAACGAGCCUGGAGCCCUUACUUACUAUGGCCUCUUGGAUCGAAAGUCCCAUGAAAUCAUCGUCGUCGAGAAGUACGUCAAUAUGGACGCAGUCAAGGUCCACGGCGGCUCCGAGCACUUCAAGGCCUGGUCCAAGGCUGUUGGACCGUUGCUCGCCGGCCCACCAGUGAUAAAGUAUGCAAGCCAGAUCGGAGGAUUCGAAUCCAAGUCGAAGCUAUAGAAAGAAUAAUUGAUAGUUCAGGUUGCACAUAAUCGAAUACUCCUUUAGCCAGCCUUUAUAUAAAUAGCACUGCUGUGACACUCAAGCUUUUCUCCCGAGCCGUGCUGGUCCUGUAAUCCCUUGCACUGCAUGAAUAGGGCUGCUACAGUCGUGCCACCGGGAACUUGUUCCCCCUUGCCCCUCGCCCCUGGGCGGUUCAAGAUAUAGAUACUCCGGUACGGAGUAAAUGCUGACGGGGUUCCAUGUUCAAAACCAAAUCUCUCAUGGAGAACAACGGCUCUCUAGAGAGAUAACUGUUCAAUGUUCAAUUCUCAGAGAAUAUGACGGUGUCAGCCGCAUGAACUUCUUUUUAGCCGCCGAGUCCGAUGUCGUCCGCCCGUCCGUCUCGUGUACCAUCUCCUUGCCUGGUUAACCUGCUACCACC
Molecule: messenger RNA, 1235 nt
Organism: Trichophyton rubrum CBS 118892
Lineage: Eukaryota; Fungi; Ascomycota; Eurotiomycetes; Onygenales; Arthrodermataceae
Exons: 3
Coding region: 488-811 (107 amino acids)
Source: RefSeq, a predicted model, not a curated record